This is a messenger RNA of Juglans microcarpa x Juglans regia, 411 nucleotides long. Its product is annotated as S-protein homolog 7-like. The record is from RefSeq and is a predicted model, not a curated record. The transcript has a single exon. The coding region runs from base 1 to 411 and encodes 136 amino acids. NCBI's taxonomy places the organism in Eukaryota, Viridiplantae, Streptophyta, Magnoliopsida, Fagales, Juglandaceae.
AUGGGGAUGGCUAAGCUUUAUUGCUUUGCAUUGGUCCUUGUCUUGGCCUUCGGCCUGAGCAGCUCCGCGAGGGUGCCUCGUGGGAGAGAGCACUACGUGAAAUUUAUCAACAAUCUCAGCAACAAAGUACUCAAUGUCAACUGCAAAAAUCAGAAACCCUACAUUGAUCUGGAACUUCAAAUUCUUCUGCCCAAGGAGGAGUACGAAUUCAAAUACAUUGUUGGGCGAGACGUGGCUUUCAGCUGUGACCUGCGACAUGGGUUUACAAGCAAGGCAUUCCCUGUCAGUGAUAGAGCAAUCACAAGAGAAUGCGGUGGAAACCAUUGCAAUUGGAAAGCACAAGAUGAUGGAGUUUACCUACUCAACCCGAAAACGAAUCAGUACAAGUUCAAGUUUGGAUGGGGAAAGUGA